This is a messenger RNA of Staurois parvus, 351 nucleotides long. The record is from the annotation of a GenBank genome assembly. NCBI's taxonomy places the organism in Eukaryota, Metazoa, Chordata, Amphibia, Anura, Ranidae.
AUGGGCGCUCAUCUGGUGCGGAGAUAUAUGGGGGAACCAGAACCGGACCCCAGAACCAUACCGGCCAGUCCUGUGGGAGAACAAUUCCAGGAAAGGGAGAUGGUGGCCACCCAGGAAGAGAUGAACUUGGCUAAGCUGCCGCUGGCUCACCGGGAUUACUGCGCCCAUCUCCUCAUCAAACUCAUGAAGUGUAAGAGGGACAUGGGGCUCAAUAUCUUCGGCUGCAUGGACGAGCGCCAUGAGUAUGAUUACUGCCAGCACUUGGAUUACGUCCAGCGAAUGAAGCAGUACGAGCGAGAACGGCGCCUGCUAGUGAGGAAAGCGUACAAAGAGCAAAUGAACGCCGAGUGA